AUGUUGCGUUGUUUUACCGCUUCUGGGUUUCAUUUGCCACGUUGCACAUUAGCCACCAUGGGGUUUGUCUCUUGCACAGGAUCAAACCGUUGGUGCAGCGUGUCAGCCGGGUCGACACCGCACAAAUCAGCAGAAGGAGACGUCCUCCAGUCCAAUAUCAAGAAGGAAGAGCGAUCGCGGGAUUUUUCUGAGCUUUACGCCGCCCAUCCCUCACAGUACGAGUCUGCUCCGGCAGCUAUUCGACCAAAUGUCCUUCGUUACCCGUGCGACCCAAAGAGUGCAGAAUUUCAGGAAAAUCUGAGACGUAUGGAGGGUCUAACGACGGAGCUGCGACGUCGUGUACAAGUGGUUAUUGAGGGGGCUUCUGAAAAUGAUCGCAAGGCCCGUGAGCGACACGUUAGUCGCGGGAAAUUGUUGCCUAGAGAGCGUAUCGAGAAACUUAUUGACCCAAUGACCCCCUUUUUGGAAUUAUCUCAGCUUGCCGGGCUCGAUUUGUAUCCUGGGGAGUCAUGUCAUUCAGGUGGCAUUAUUGCGGGCAUUGGUGUUGUGCAUGGCAUUCGUGUGAUGAUUUUGGCGAAUGAUGCCACUGUGAAGGGCGGAACAUAUUAUCCCAUAACUGUUAAAAAGCAUCUGCGGGCUCAAAAAAUUGCAUGGGAAAAUCAUCUUCCUUGUAUUUAUCUUGUGGAUAGUGGUGGGGCCAAUCUUGCUCGACAAGAUGAAGUGUUCCCGGAUGAACAACAUUUUGGUCGUAUUUUCUUUAACCAGGCCAAUAUGUCUGCUGCGGGGAUUCCGCAGAUCGCUGUGGUUAUGGGGAGUUGCACGGCUGGUGGUGCCUACGUGCCAGCGAUGUCGGAUGAGAGCGUUAUUGUCAAGGGCAAUGGUACCAUAUUUCUUGGGGGUCCACCGCUUGUUUUUGCCGCGACUGGAGAGAAAGUGACUCCAGAGGAAUUGGGCGGGGCUGCUGUGCACUGUCGAACAAGUGGUGUUACGGACUAUUUUGCGACGGAUGACCUUCAUGCAUUAUACUUAACACGACGUAUUGUAAGAAAUUUGAGUCGGGAAGAAGGUUCAAAAGAUGUGGAGAGUAAAACCUUUACGCCACCCUUGUACGACCCAAAGGAGAUUGGAGGAUUUAUACCUGAUAUGGCUGCAGAAGUUGUGAAGAGUUUUGAUAUACGUGCUGUGAUUGCCCGUCUUGUUGACGGAAGUGAAUUUGACGAGUUCAAGGCGCAAUACGGCAACACGUUGGUGUGUGGGUUCGCACGUUUUGAAGGAAUGCAUGUGGGCAUUGUUGCCAACAACGGUAUCCUGUAUUCUGAAUCGGCUCUUAAAGGGGCACACUUCAUUGAAUUGUGCUCUCAACGUCAUAUCCCUCUGUUGUUUCUGCAGAACAUUACGGGAUUUAUGGUUGGGAAGGCCUAUGAAAGGGGCGGAAUCGCAAAGGACGGUGCAAAGCUUGUGACGGCUGUGGCGACAACGAAGGUUCCAAAAAUUACCGUAAUCAUUGGAGGGAGUUAUGGUGCAGGCAAUUAUGGAAUGUGCGGCCGUGCCUUUGGCCCCCGUUUUCUUUUUAUGUGGCCCAAUGCGAGGAUAAGUGUCAUGGGAGGGAAUCAGGCUGCAACAGUGCUUGCGCUCACAAACUCUAAAUUGAAGCCCGAUGCAAUAGAGAGCUUAAAAUCGGAGGUGAAGACAAAAUACGAGAAGGAGGGUUCCUGCUACUACAGCACAUCACGUUUAUGGGAUGAUGGCGUCAUUGCCCCCGAGGACACUCGUGCGGUGGUGGUUCAGACGCUGCGCACAGUUCGCUUGGCUCCGCGGCAGAAGACAGAGUUUGGUUUGUUUCGUAUGUAA
Molecule: messenger RNA, 1851 nt
Organism: Trypanosoma cruzi
Lineage: Eukaryota; Euglenozoa; Kinetoplastea; Trypanosomatida; Trypanosomatidae
Product: 3-methylcrotonoyl-CoA carboxylase beta subunit, putative
Exons: 1
Coding region: 1-1851 (616 amino acids)
Biological process (GO): L-leucine catabolic process
Cellular component (GO): mitochondrion; methylcrotonoyl-CoA carboxylase complex
Molecular function (GO): methylcrotonoyl-CoA carboxylase activity
Source: RefSeq, a predicted model, not a curated record